UCAUUAGUGUUGUUUUUUUAUCUCAAAGAAACCCCAAGUCGAAAAAAAUUGUUCCUAUUUUUUUUUUCUCAUUCCCUUCAAUUUUUCCUGUAACUCUGUGGAAUCUCACGGCAAGCAAAACCCAGCAAAGCUAUAGUAAAAAAAGCUUCCAAAAACCCAUUUUUGGAGCCAGUUGGUAACCCACUUGGGAGUAGGAACCUUACCCUCUCCAAAUCAAUUUUGUAAGUUUUCUUGUCAAAGUUGGUUACAAAACAGAAACUGCAAACUUCGAAACGUUUCUAUCUAAAAUUGCUGCUUUUCUUUUUCCCGCGUGAGAUUUAAACAAACGGGAAACAUGUUUACCAAUGAUCAAAGGCAGCAAGAAAGAACUGGACAAUAUGGAACUUCAAGGCAACAAUAUCUUCAGGAAUUGGUGAAUCAGUUUCAGAACACGUCUGAUGAAGAAACAAAAGAAAAGAUUGCUGCAAACUUGGCAAACUUUGCUUAUGAUCCAUAUAAUUAUUCUUUCUUGCGCCAGCUCAAUGUUUUGGAACUCUUCCUAGAUUGCAUAACAGAACCAAACGAGAAGCUUAUGGAAUUUGGAAUUGGAGGCAUCUGCAAUUCUUGUGUGGAUCCAGCUAAUGCUGCUAUUAUCACUCAGUGUGGUGGAAUCCCUCUUGUCAUUAAGUGUUUAUCAAGCCCAGUCAGAAAUACAGUGAAUUAUGCUCUGGGAGCCCUUUAUUAUCUUUGUAACAAGUCUAACAGGGAGGAGAUUCUGAAGCCUGAAGUAAUUGAUGUCAUCGAGAGGUAUGCUGCAGCUCAAACUGUAAAUGCAAGCUUCAGUAACCUGGCCAAAGCAUUUCUUGACAAGCAUGUAUCUUGAUGCUAAGUUUUCACUAUGCAGCUUACAGCUGCAGAUCUCGUGGAUUCAGCUAUUUGUGCUCUGGUUUAUAUGGAAAGAGUCAUGCAACAUGCAAAUCUGCAGAGCACUGCAAAACUGGUUGCCAAGGGAGACAUUAUGGCAUUGGUUUGAGGGAUUGAUAAUAUUAGGUUCCAAGUAGCAGUAGCAGUAGCAGGUGGCCAUUUAACAAUGUAGCUAGUUAGGUUAUUAUUAUUAUUAUUUUUUGAAAAAUAUAGUUAAGAGUGUUACUGCGAUUACUAUCAGCUUUUAGUUGAGACAUCAGCCGACUUGAUAUGUAUUCUUUUAGCUUCAAUGCAAACACACAAAAUGGUUUUGCUCGAAGACUAAAACCAACUCCAGGAUGUAUACCGAGUUUUAGAAGUGACUUAUGAAUAUUGACACUGCAUGAAUUGUUACACAAGUGCCACAAUCAACGAUUAUAAGAUAUUGUGAAAUUUGAUCUUAGGUGUA
This is a messenger RNA of Gossypium arboreum, 1351 nucleotides long. RefSeq lists its product as uncharacterized. Bases 335 to 862 code for a protein of 175 amino acids. Gene Ontology annotation, molecular function: protein binding. The record is from RefSeq and is a predicted model, not a curated record. The transcript is spliced from 7 exons. NCBI's taxonomy places the organism in Eukaryota, Viridiplantae, Streptophyta, Magnoliopsida, Malvales, Malvaceae.